Molecule: messenger RNA, 1107 nt
Organism: Protopolystoma xenopodis
Lineage: Eukaryota; Metazoa; Platyhelminthes; Monogenea; Polystomatidea; Polystomatidae
Source: the annotation of a GenBank genome assembly
AUGGCUUCAGGCAGGGAUGCUAUUUCCGACGAAAGCAAAGGUCCCGGCGACUGGGCCUACAAUGGCGUAGACGAGCUCGAGCAGGAGGCUCUCUUCUCUCAAUGCACCAGCUGCUGCAAAAGUGGCAUCUGCAACAGCAGCAGCAGCAGCAGCGGCAGCAGCAGCGACAUCGACAAACACAGCGACGGCGACGGACCCAUUUCGCGGGGUCCAAAUGACCAGUUGUCGCGGCCUCAGAAGGUCUGCGAAAUCGGCUACCUCCUCCUGUCGGAGGCGGGCGGAGACGGUGUUGUCGGGACUCGCGUGGACGCUUUGAACUCGGCGCAAGGGCCAGCGGCCAUCUUCUUCAAACACCUCCUCCACUACCCUCGACUGUUGGCGGAGCUACGCACUCGCCUCAACUGCCACUCCGACUCGCCUCCAGACGCCGCCGUCGACGAGGUGACCGCUGCCGUCCUCCUCCGACUCGCCGGUCUGUCGCCGGCGCAGACGACGCGAUUGCAGCUGUGGUACAACAAAGUGUGGAAGCGACGGUAUCACGGCCUCAUGGACGCUGUCCGGUUGAUGCACUCGGACUACCGACAUCUGAUGUCGCUGCUGGCGACGCCGCAACGGUCGGACAUGAUUCAGUUGCCACGACAACCCGACACGGCCGUAGAGACGGCCGGUCUGGCCGUCAGUCUGGUCGACCAAUUGUGUCUGCAACUGGUCUGCCCGACCGGCCGGGCCGGAAUCACUCGCCUCGGUCGCCACGACCAGCCUCGCUUCCUCUUCACGUCGGCCGCUUUCCUCGAGGAUCUGCGUCUGCAAUCCGACCUCCAGACGGCUCGUUUGCAGGCUGUAGCCCAGCUCUGCUCGCAGCGCUCGGCCCUAGUCACCAGGGCCCGAGAACACCGUCUCCACGGCUACCGAGAAGUGGGCAAGAAGGCGCGUCGUCUGGACGAACUGAAGAGUCGGGUGGCCGGUCUGUCGGCCGCGGGCCCGUCGGCCUGGCUCGGCAUGGCCGACUUCAAGACGGACUCGAUGCGCUGUCGUCUGUCGGGCAUGCAAGAGCGAAUGGCUCAGUUGGAGUCUGUGCUGCACGAAGAGGAGCUGCAGCGCAGGAGU